Messenger RNA from Oryzias latipes (Japanese medaka), 12729 nucleotides. RefSeq names its product vacuolar protein sorting 13 homolog B (gene vps13b). Lineage: Eukaryota; Metazoa; Chordata; Actinopteri; Beloniformes; Adrianichthyidae. The record is from RefSeq and is a predicted model, not a curated record.
GUUUCUGCCUAUGACGUUUCGGCUACAACAGAUGAAGGAUGUGGCUGACGUUUGAUAGCGGGAUUAAAAUGGUUUGUUAAACAACCAAAAUCAAGACAGAUCCACGGAUUGUGGUCGGGGACUAGAGUGAGAAGAUGUUGGAGUCAUACGUCACCCCGCUCCUGAUGAGCUAUGUGAACAAGUACAUCAAGAACCUGAAGCCUUCUGACCUGCAGCUGUCUCUAUGGGGGGGCGACGUGGUUCUCAGCAAAUUGGACCUGAAGCUGGAUGUACUGGAACAGGAAUUGAAGCUACCCUUUACAUUCAUGAGUGGCCAUAUCCAUGAGCUGCGAAUCCAUGUACCUUGGACCAAACUGGGGUCAGAGUCUGUCGUAAUAACCAUCAACACCAUGGAGUGCAUCCUGAAGCUGAGAGAUGGAGCCCAGGAUGACCAUGACAGCACCUCGAGUUCGACCAGCCGCAGCGCCUCUGAUAGCUCCAAGGCUGUGGCCAAGCCUCGCCGCCUUCAGCAGGUAGCCCCCAGUGACCCGGACCUGCCCCCAGGUUAUGUUCAGAGUCUGAUUAGACGGGUGGUGAACAACGUAAACAUUGUUGUAAACAAUCUGAUCCUGAAGUAUGUGGAGGAUGACAUUGUUCUCUCAGUCAACAUUACCUCAGCCGAGUGCUACACAGUGGACGACAUAUGGGAGAGAGCCUUCAUGGACAUCACCACUCCAGACCUGGUUCUCAGAAAAGUCAUAAACUUUACAGACUGUACAGUGUGCCUGGACAAGCGGAAUGCAAGUGGCAAGAUUGAGUUUUAUCAGGAUCCACUGCUUUACAAGUGCUCCUUCAGAACGCGCCUUCAUUGUACCUAUGACAACAUUAACUCAAAGAUUCCGUCGGCUGUUAAAAUCCAUACCAUGUUGGAGAGUCUGAAAUUGUCGAUUACAGACCAGCAGCUACCCAUGUUUAUCCGAAUCUUGGAGCUGAUCAUUGCCCUCUACUACGGGGAAAUAGGACAGAAAGAGGCUGAAGGAGAGGAGGGCCUCGGUCAUGGUGGGGAGAGCGGAGCAAGCUCGCCUGGCAUGGAUGUUGAAACGGAGGGAUCUCAUUCGUUCUCAAGCCAAGACGUCUACAUGCGUGAUGUUAGUCCUGAGGGGGAAGACCAGGGCUGGGUGUCGUGGGCCUGGUCCUUCAUCCCAGCUAUUGUGGCUGAAGAAGGGGAAGACGGUCUUUAUCAGCAGAGAGAGAUUGGAGGCAAUCCCAACAGUCCCCAACAAAACAUGACCAGAGACCCCAUAGUUUCCAUUGGCCUCUACUGCACCAAAGCUUCCAUCACCUUCAAGCUUACAGAAACACAGUCGGAGAGCAGCUACUACAGUCCGCAGAAAGUCAAGUCCAGAGAAGUGCUGUGUGUGGAGCAAGAGGGAAUCACUGUUGAGGUGCUCAUGAUGGGAGAGCCUUUCUUCGACUGUCAAAUUGGCUUUGUGGGCUGCCGAGCUAUAUGCCUAAAAAGCAUCAUGGGAGUCCGGGAUUUUGAGGAAAAUAUCAACCGGCGUGAGGAGGAUGCGGUCUUCCUGAGUUGUGGGGACAGCCUCAGUAUGAAGGGCAUGACUUACCUCACCAACUCCCUCUUUGACUACCGCAGUCCAGAGAACAACGGAGUCCGGGCCGAGUUCAUCCUUGAUGCAGCUAACCACAAGGAGACCUACACAGAGAUAGCUGGCAUGCAGCGCUUCGGGGCUUUUUACAUGGAUUAUCUCUACACAAUGGAGAACAGCGGUGGCAAAGGCUCACAGGAGUUCCUAGUGUCAGGCAUGGAGGAGGCAGUGGCAGCGGUUGAAGAGACGUCCAUCAAGAGGCUGGUGGUGGGACCGCUCAACAUUAGGCUUCACAGCAGCGCCAUUCACCGCAUUCUCAAAAUGAUUACCUGUGCCAUGGACCACGAAUAUGUGUCCUACUGCAGACCCCAGCCAGAAACCGUGAAGGAAAGCACUGGUCCAGCUACUCCAGAGGAGAUCUUAGACUUGGAGGAGUUUAUCCCCACCAGACUCACUUGUCUCACUUUGCUUCAAGUGUCGGUCACCGUCUCCAUGGCAGAGUUCAACCUCCUCCACACACUGCCAGUCAUCAUGGGUCAUAAACCUGCAACGGGACCAGUCUCUGUGCCCGUGUUUCACCCAACGCGCCCGCUACCUUCUGUGCAGUUCCAGGUAGAAAGGGUGAAUGUCGAACACUCUGUGCCAAUGUACGCUCCAAAGCUGGUCUCCGCCGUCAGCAGUCUCAGUCAGCCCCCUGACAACCUGCUACAUCACUGCUAUGCACAUCUCUACCUCAAGGUGUUUGGAUUCCAGGCUGGCUUGACACUCAGAGACGUUACAGGGGACUUUCGGCCUCUAAUCCCAAUCAUCCCCUCCUUCAGUACUGCACUCUAUGGAAAACUGAUUCAGUUGCCUGCCUUGUGGAGCAAAAGGUCAUCAGUUCCCACCACAGAGUGCAUUUUAGAGCUUCCUCACUUCACAAUUCAGGCCACAAGGGCGCAGACACUUCUGCUCCAAGCCAUCUACCAGAGCUGGACUCACAGCAUGCUUAAUGGAUCGCCAGUUACACUCAGCGAAAGUCUUCUCAGUGAGGUGUUCAAAGUUCCAGGUGUGAGAUAUCCAGGCCCGUCACCGACUCUUGAAGGCUUGGUCCAAAAUGUGGAGUUGAAGUUCUGCAGCCGUGCGAUGGUGAAAUGUGCCUCGGGAACUGUGGGAGCUGUAAAAGUAUGCGCCAGGACCCCAGGUGCAUCAGAAGGAGUAAAGGAGAAACUGGUUCCUCUGAUUCAGGGCCCAUCUGACACAAAAGACCUUUAUAUGAGUCGCUGGCUGAAUGAGAUCCGCAAGCCCGAGUCUCUACUGGCUCCAGACCUGCUGGUGUUUUCUGUUCAAGUACCUCAGCAAGGAGACGACUGCAGACACUCUGGUGCAGUCCUGCUGGUCAGCGUUCAGGGGAUUUCUGUCAAUGUGGAUCCAGUUUUUUGCACUUGGUUGUUGUAUCAGCCUCACAAAGGGAGCAGCAGGAAACAGCAACAGAAUGCAGCUCCCGUUCCUCUGGUCAAGAAGAGAGAGGAUGAUGUGUCCAUAGGGAGCACACCAUUGGCCAAACAACCCUCCAACCAGGCGUCCGACUAUGCCAGCAGCCCCGUUAAAACCAAGACAGUGACAGAAUCCCGUCCGUUGUCCAUCCCGAUGAGGGUGAUGCCCGACAUUGCAGACGAAGGAUCAUGGACUACUUCGGAGGAGCGAAUGAAGGAACUCAUCAGUCAUGCCUGGGAUGCUGUUAAGCAACUCACUUUACAGUUGGAGCUGAAGUCGUGCUGUGUGUUCCUGCCCAACGACAGCCUCCCGUCUCCCAGCACCAUCAUCUGUGGAGACAUACCCGGAACUGUGCGGAGUUGGUAUCACAACCAGGCCUUCAUGCCAGCCACUCUGGUCAUUUGUCUGCCCCAGAUCAACGUCCUGAGUGCAGGACACAAAUACGUAGAACCUCUGCAGGAACUUCCUUUUGUUGUCUCAAAGCCAAUCUUGGAAGAAGGAGAUGCCUUUCCCUGGACUAUAAGCCUGAGUCAGUUCAGCAUUUAUACUCUGCUGGGUCAGCAGCAGAGCCUCAGUCUGCUGGAGCCUAUGGGAUGUACGUCCACCCUGGCCGUCACAUCCAAAGUGCAGAGCAGCUCAGAAGGAAGACCGUCCUUUGUAGUCUGUCUUCAUGUCGAUCUACAGCCCGUCCACGUCAAAUGUUCCAACCCUCAGGUUCAGCUUUUGUACGAGCUGCUACUCAGCUGGAGCUCCACAUGGGCACGACUGCAGAGACUCGUCAGCUUACGGCAGACCCCCAGCGUCCCAGAGCCCCCAGCUGGGGCUGCUCCGUCCUCCCCAGUGCGCAGCAGUACGGGCACUGCCUUGCCUGACACGAGUACCUGCAGCCCCUCUGCAGACUUUGGUUCCCCCACUGAGGGCGACUCGGUGCCAGCAGCAGAUGACGGGCCGUUCGCUGACACGGUGACUCUGGAACAAAAAACCAGCAGCAUCGAGGGGACUAGUGGGAAGGUCAGCCUGUGGAUGCAGUGGAUGUUACCGAAGGUCACAGUUCAGCUGUUUGCCCCUGAACCAGGUGCCAGGAAAACAGAGAUAUGUGUCGUCGGUGAACUAGAAGACCUGAGCGCCUCGGUAGAUGUCCAGGAUGUUUACACAAAGAUCAAAUGUAAAGUCGGCAGCUUCAACAUCGAUCACUACCGAUUCAGUAUGGAGGAGGGUGUUCAGAGCUCGGGCAGCUGUGGAGGAGUGGUCCUUUCUUGCACUGACAAGCUGAACAGACGCACUGUGCUGGUUCGACCCGUCAGCAAGCAAGAAUCUUUUAGCCACUUCUCUGGCUUUUUCCCUCCUACGGCAGCCAAAGUUCUGGAGGGCUCUCAUCAGCAACACGGCUUCCUGUCAAUCACCUACACUCAGGCCGUCACUAAAAAUGUCCGUCACAAACUCAUCACACGGCCAGAGCGGCCGUCACGCAGCGGCGUGACCGCCGCCGCUGAUCCUCUGCUGGACAGCUCACCUCAGUACCUGAGGGAGAUCCUGCUGACUGCCCAGCCCUUCGAUGUCGUUCUCUCCUUUCCCUUACUGGCCACUGCAGCAGGAGUUUUCCAGGUUACAGUACCACGGCGCUGCAAAGAGUAUGGGAAAUCAGCGGGUCAGCCAAUGAGAAGCCACGCUUUGUCCUCUCGAAGUUUACCUCUCAUUUACAUCAACACCAGUGUGAUCAGGGUCUUCUGCCAUGGAAUGCAAGACAAACCCUCUUUCCCAGAUCCCAGUGAGAAGAAAGAAAACACCCUUGUUUUGAAACUGGGUUCUCUCAGCAUGGCACCUCAGGCGGACAAUCCACUGACCCGGACUGUGCUGAGAAAAGACAUCUACCAACGUGCACUAAAUCUCGGCAUUCUGCGUGAUCCAGGCUCAGAGGUGGAAGACCGUCAGUAUCAGAUCGACCUCCAGUCGAUCAACAUCGGAACUGCUCAGUGGGAACAACUCAAGCCAGAGAAGGAGGGACUGAAGGGCGGAGCAGCAGUGGAGAGCGAGAGGAGCUCCCAGAAUCCAGCACUGGAAUGGAACAUGGCUAGCAGCAUCAGGAGACACCAGGAGCGUCGGGCCAUCGUCACGCCCAUCUUGACAGACUUCUCAGUUCGAGUUACUGCUGCCCCAGCCAUCAUCUUUAGCAAGAGUCUCUCCCCCGACUCUGGACCAACUGAGGAGGUGGUGGUGUGUGGCCACUCUCUGGAGGUGAAUGUGACCAGCAGUCUGGAUUUGUACCUCAGCGUUGCCCAGAUUCACCUCCUUCAGCAGCUUUUUAAAGACAACAUGGUCGACCUGGAAGCUUCAGAGAAAAACACAGAGGUGCGUCGACAAGAGCGAAAGCGAAGUUCACAGGAGCCUGCAGCAGGUGCUGACUCAUCACCCCGUCACAGUGGGGCUGGGCACGACAGCGGCUUUGGCAGUGACAGCGCUCGCAUCCGUAUCGUUCAAAUAGAGCAACAGAGUGGAGCCAGCCACCACUGCAUUGCUAGGCCGUCUCGCAAGUCCACCAUUACCAAGAACCUCAGCUUCAUCCCUUUUGACAUCUUUGUCACUGCGAGUAAGCUUUCUCUCAUGACGUACUCUUGCUGCAGUGCCCCAAAGUCCAUUUCCACAUCAUCUGAUACACCGAGCACUCCAGAGAAGAAGGAUCCUGGGGAGAAGGUGGGAAAGAGCGUCCUCAAUCAUCCUGAAAUCACAUCAGAGUCUCCUCCAGCCUCUGCCUCCCCCACUUCAGAUCCGGGGAAGGCUGCCCCAGGCUCACUUGCAACCCUCACAGCUGAGGACAUCCUCAACAGCAAUACCUGUCAUGCAGCAUCUCCACUACCCAGAAGAAGCCUAGUUUCUCUAGAUGGCCUUCCUACUCCCACCCGCUCUUCAGCUCGCCAAGCUCUGGGUGUUACCAUAGUGAGGCAGCCAGGAAGAAGAGGGGCUGGGGACCAGGUGCUGGAGCCCUUCUUGUUCCUCCAGGUCGCGCAGCCCUCUGUUCUGCUCAGUUGCCACCACCGCAAGCAGAAGAUGGAGCUGUCUGUGUUUGAUAUGUCUUUAAGAGGAGUAGCCUCUGACUACAAAUGCUUAGAUAUUGGAAAAACUUUACCCGAACCGCUUGACUACAACGUGUUUUGGAUUCAGACAGUAGCAGGAGAGGCGGACAGUAAAACGGGGAUCCCUCCCCCACUGCUUUGCCUGCGGAUUAAAGAUUUUCUUAAUGGACCAGCUGAGCUAACUGGGCAGCUUUCACGGCCACUGAAAGUCAGUCUGACUUUGACGAAGCUGGAGCAGACCAAAGCCUACCUGAAGAAGGUUUUGUCCAUCCAGAAAUGGGAUACCACUGCUAAAUCAGCCUCUGCUGCCUCCUCUUCUCAUUCAUCUCCAACAAAGACACCACAGGCCUUCAUCCCUCGUUCUGACCCUCUUCAUCAGGGUUCAUCAUUAGCCUUAACCAGCAGCAUCAAGACCUUAGCUCGAUCCUUCCACAGAGUGUCAGUCCACACAACUCAGAUGGUUGUAACCAUGGAGACAGAAGGCCACGCACUGAAGCCCAGCUUGACUGUAUCACUUUCAGCCUUGACAGGAUGUCUGCAAGUGAAGACGGCACCCAGGACAGAAGAUACAGUUCAGUCUGCCUCUCUGCUGCUGAAGCUGAAAGAUGCUCUGGUGAAGACAGGCUUGAGGAACCAGAGUCGUGUCCUGCUGGGCCCUUUUUCCUGCAGCAGUUCUGUGGAAGCUCGCUGGUGUCGGCACAGCGGCAGCCCUGGGGCUGAGCCCGGACCCCCUAAGCUGCUCCUGGACCUUAAGGGGGGUCUGCUGCAGAUCUUCUGGGGGCAGGAACACCUGAACUGCCUGAUGCUGGUUGGGGAACACCUCCGUGCCUACUUCCACCCCCAUAAAGACGACCUAGCUGAUGGCUCCUCAAAGGGAAGGGCUUGCCACACCCAGCCUCAACCCUCUCCCUCCUCUUCCUCCCCCCGAACGGAGCACAGCUCGGAUGACCUACGAACUGGAAAUUUUCAGUACAUUCAGGACUCAGGCUCACGGAGACUGCCAGGACCCCAUGAGGUGGUGUUUUACAGUGAGACGGAGGACAGCCCCGGGGUGAUGCUGUGGAGAUACCCUGAACCUCGUGUUCUCACCUUUGUCAGGAUAACGCCUGUUCCUUUCAACACAACCGAAGACCCGGAGAUCAGCACUGCUGACCUGGGAGACGUCCUACAGAUACCAUGCAGUCUGGAGUACUGGGAUGAGCUCCAGCAGGCGUUUGUUCUCUACCGGGAGUUCAGCCUGUCAGAGAGCAGUGCCUGCCAGCUGCAGCUGCCCAGCCUCAGCCUCAGCCAACAGCAGAAGAAGCUGGUGGCCUCAGACCUCUGGAGGAUUGUGCUCAAUCACAGCGGAGAAGGGGGAGACGAACAGAGUUCAGACAGUGAGUCCGGCUCCCAGGCUGCCUGCGAUCAGCUGGUGUCUCCGACGGCGUUGGCUGCGUGCGCACGUGUGGACUCUUGCUUUGCAACUUGGUUUGUCCCUGCUUUGGGUGUCUCCAUACAGCUGGCACAGCUGGAGGUUCGGCUCUGCCACCACCUUGAACAGCUGGGUACAGUUCCAUGUAGGAAGCUUCGUCCUUUCCUGCCGGACAGGAAGUUACCUCACGAACAGGAGUUCCUUGUAAUUGCUGCUCGGGAGCCCCAGUUAUUUGUGCACCAGUGGGACACCGGACCCCGUUACUGCCAAGAGUUCAGCUUUUCCACACAGCUUGACUGCAAACUGCUAGAGUACCGAAACCUGACACACCUCCAGCUCCUCCAGACCUGUGUGCUUCAGGGGAAGGCCUCGCUCACCAGCUGCCCCCAAAGCACUUCUCUUGAUGUGAAUGUCUUUGUGGAUCCAGUGUUCAUCAAUAUUGGCCAGUAUGCCAUCCACACUUUGGACACCGCUCUGCUUAGCUGGCAGCAGAACGGGAACGCAGACGCAGAGGAGCCGCUUUACAGCCACUAUGUGAUCUGUAACGACACACAUGAAACUCUGCGCUUCGGUCAGGUGGACACUGACGAGAACGUGCUGCUGCCCAGCCUGCACAGCCACCAGUACAGCUGGAGAUCCCACAAGUCUUCUCAGCUGCUGCACAUCUGCAUCGAGGGGUGGGGGAACUGGCGCUGGUCGGAGCCCUUCAGUGUGGACAACGUGGGAAUGCUGCUGAGAACCAUUCAGUACAAAGGGCGCACAGCCUCACUCAUCAUCAAGGUGCUUCAGCUCAGUGGAGUCCAGAAACAGGUGAUAAUCUGUGGACGUCAGGUAAUGUGCAGUUACCUGACUGAAGACAUUGAGUUGCGUGUGGUCCAGCAUUACGUGGGGCCCGAUGGUCAGACGGUGGUCAAAGAGCACUGUAACUGCCUGGAUGCAGGAACCAAGCUUCCUUCCUAUGUGUUGGAGGACACAGAGCUGACAGAGCUGUCUGUGAAGGCACGAGGCGAUGAAGACUGGUCCCAGGACGUUCAGCUGGAGAACAAGGACAAGGGCACCAGCAGUUCUGUUGUUCAGGUGGGCUGCUCUGGAGGCUCUUUGCUGUUCGUAUGGUGUACUCUCAUCACUACUGAGGCCGACUCCCCCAUGCAGCAGAGAGUGGUCAUUUUCAGUCCCCUAUUCAUCAUGAGGAGCCAUUUACCAGAUCCAAUAGUUAUCCAUAUAGAAAAAAGGAAUCUCGGGCUGAAAGAAAGUCAGUUCAUCCAAGGACAAGGACACCAGGAGCCCCUGUUAAACACUGAAGCUCACCUCAACCACCACCUCACUUUCCAGGCCAGAGAGGAUGAAGAUGCUUCACUCUGUGCCGUGCCCAUCUCCACCAAUCUGAUCAAGCAGAUUCUCAGCAAGGCUGAACAGGAGGACAAACCAGAGCUCCUUCUGGCAGACUUCUAUGGUCCAAAGACCACCACAAACCCACCAUGGCCUUACGUCACCAAAGACCCUGACAGGUCAGUGAUGGAGCCUUUAGCCCAGUGGGACAGUCCCAUGCAGGUGAAGUUGUCCCGCUGGAAGUCUGGUCUGAACACCCUGCUGGUGGAGCUGCUCCCCUGGGCCCUCCUGGUCAACAGCUCUCAGUGGGACCUGUGGCUUUUUGAAGGAGAGACCAUCGUUCUGCAGAUACCAGCCGGCAAGGUCAUUGUGCCACCCAACUUCAAGGAAGCCUUCCAGAUCGGUGUCUACUGGGCCCCCACCAACACCGUGCACAAGUCUCCAGCCCUGAAACUGGUUCAUGACCUGACCUCUCCUCGGUGGAAGGAGGGUUUCAGCUCGGUGGUAGUCACUUUGGACGAGGAGGGCUAUGUAGAUGUGGACAUCACUCUGGGAGCCUUCCCUGGGAAGCAGAAGCUGUGUCAGUUCACCGUGUCGUCUGUGGUGAGACACGGCAUUCAGAUCCUGCAGAUCGAGGACAGGACGAUCCUGGUCAACAACACUCCCUACACCAUUCACUACAGCCCUCUGCUGACGGCUCAGGAGCUCGGUGGGGAUGAGCAGGUCUGUGAGGUGGAGGUGGGCGACAUGUUCCCCCUCCCCCCCUCUGAAGCCUCAUCCCAAGCCAAGCCCUGCUCCGUGCCAUACUGGAACCUCCUCCAAACCAGUGACCAGGGGAAGGUGGGGUUCCCUCUGCCUCUCAGACACAUGCUUCUCAGCUUCCAUCCAGGACUAGAUGUUACCGUUGGAAGCACGGCCUGGAGUCUCCCCGCUCCCGUUAGACCAGACUUCCCCAGGCAGAGCGUGUCUGUUCCUGUAGAUCCGGACUGCCAGGGUGGCCUGUGCAGCAGAGCCAUUGUGCUUACCUACCAGGAGCACCUUGGGGUGACGUACAUCACCCUGAAUGAGGACCCCUGUCCACGAAUGCUGAUCCAGAACAGAUGUCCUGUGCACCUGCUCUUCAGGGAAAAUGUCAAAGAAACUCCAAGGGCUGAGGUGUACUGCCGCCGUCUACCUGCCAACUCUUCUCUGCACCACGAGCUCUACCACCACGUCUCUGGUUUUCCUGAUUGCAGACAGAAAGAGACACUGCCCACAGUGCAGCUGAAAUCCACGUUGGACCAAAGCCCCACUGAGUGGACCAACUCCAUAGACAUCAACUACCCUGGCACCCAGGUGGUUUUCCUGCCAGGCUUUGGGUGUCUGUACACAGAUGUGUCGUACGACGGCGGCACCCUGGUUCUGUCCUUGGCGCCAGAGGGCAGCAUGGACGCCAUGACCUACCAGCACAGCAGAGCGUCUGGGCUGUCCUUCAGAGUGCUCCUCGCCGAGGUCAGUGCCGCGGUGACUGAUGACAUCACCAGCACAAGCGGCUCCGUGGAGCUGCUGAGGCUCACCUUAACCAAGCUGCUGCUGAGCUCGGCUCCUGCAGGCAGCUCUCUGGCCUCCGAGCCGGCGGCCGACUCUGGUGUUGCCGCUGCAUCUGCCUCAUCUCUGAUCGAGGUCUGCUGCUCCAGCCUGCAAGUGGACAACCAGCUUUACAAUCGCACAAGUUUCCACUUCCCCGUGCUGCUGUGCCAAGACCAGAGAGGCGGAGUUGAACCUGCAGCUCUGUGGAGUAUUGACAACAAUCCCACAGAGUCCCCGGAGGCGCUGGAGGAGUUCAGGCGCUCCUGUUUCCUGCAGCUGAGAAUGACGAUGGACAGACGCUCUGUGGAGGAGGUCACCUUCCAGCUGCAGCCUGCCAGAGUCUACCUGGAGGACACUUUUGUGUACUACGUCAGAACUCUGUUCCACACUUACAUGCCGGACAGAGCUGUGAGCAGAGAGCCUAGAGCCGACUCUCUGCUCCCUGAACAGGUGCAUCAGUCGGUGAUGGCUCUGGUCCACCCCGUGCGGCUGCAGAGGCUCACCAUUCAGCCGGUGAACCUGCUGGUCAGCAUCCAUGCGUCCCUGAAGCUGUACAUCGCCUCGGACCACACGCCUCUGUCUUUCUCCGUGUUCGAGAGAGGGCCGCUCUGCACCACAGCCAGACAGCUGGUUCACGCUCUGGCCAUGCACUACGCCGCUGGAGCUCUCUUCAGAGCUGGAUGGGUGGUGGGAUCCCUGGAGAUCCUCGGCAGCCCGGCCAGUCUGGUCCGGAGCAUCGGAAACGGCGUGUCGGACUUCUUCCGCCUGCCGUACGAGGGCCUGACGCGCGGCCCCGGAGCGUUUGUCAGUGGAGUGUCCCGAGGAACCACAUCUUUUGUCAAACACAUCUCAAAGGGCACCCUGACCUCCAUCACUAACUUGGCCACCAGCCUGGCGAGAAACAUGGACCGCCUGUCUUUGGAUGAAGAGCACUACACCCGGCAGGAGGAGUGGCGGCGACAGCUGCCUGAGAGCCUCGGCGACGGACUCAGACAGGGAUUGUCCCGGCUUGGCAUCAGCCUGUUAGGAGCCAUUGCUGGCAUCGUGGACCAGCCAAUGCAGAACUUCCAGAGGAACUGUGAGUCUCAGAGUUCAGCCGGGACCAAAGCCAAGGGGGUCAUCUCUGGAGUGGGGAAAGGCAUUGUGGGAGUUUUCACCAAGCCCAUCGGGGGAGCAGCUGAACUGGUGUCCCAGACUGGAUACGGGAUCCUCCAUGGAGCCGGCCUGUGGCAGCUUCCCAAGCAGCUCUACCAGCCUGCAGAGGAAAAGUUUGCUCUGUCUCCAAACAGUCACCUGAAAUAUGUCUGGAAGAUGCUGCAGUCUCUGGGACGGACUGAGCUCCACAUGGCCCUGGAAGUGACCAUUGUGAGCGGGUCGGGUCAGGAGCACGCCGGCUGCCUGCUGCUCACCUCGGAGGUGCUGUUCGUGGUGAGCAUCAGUGAAGACACGCAGCAGCAGGCCUUUCCCAUCACAGAGGUGGAGUGUCAGCAGGAACCAGAAGAGCCGGAUCAGCUCACGCUCACGUUACAGCAGCAGACGUUAACCAGCAACUCUGAGGGGGAUGGCGUCCGUGAGCGUCUGUCAGAGCAGCAGUAUCAGCGGCUGCUGGAUUAUGUGACCAGAGCCUCGCAGUUCCUGUCGCCCUCGCCCGCCGCCUUGCAGCUGCAGCCCCCAGUCGCUCUGGCAGAGUCGCCACCGUCCGUCACAAAGUCUUACCGCUACCUGGUGGACCCGCCUUUUGCCAAGGUGUUUGUGAGGAGAUUCAUCAUGGUGAAGAACAAAGCCUUACACAUCGGAUUCCACCCGUAAACUCUGCGGCUCUCAGAUUCAAAGACCUUUUUUUUAACACAAAUUAAGCCUUAAGUACCCUGAGUGUUGUCAUUCUCUUCAGAUGUGGAGAAUUCAUAGGAAACAUAUCUUUUGAAACGACCAACUUAUCAGAAUGUGUUUUAGUCCUGUUCAGACACAACACUACUCCCAUUUGUUGCAGUUCAGUUGGGCUGCUGUGGUUGCGGAGCCUCCAGACGACAGCAGAAACGUCUGCAGCGCCUCACUCCGCACCCCCAGCUCGUGUUUACAUUCUGCAUCGUCUCAUGCCAAUGUGAAGUGCAAUGCUAUAUGUUGAUGGACACUAGAGAAACCAGCUGAUGACCCAAACGUUUUUAGAGUAUGUAAGAUAUUCAUGGACUGAAGCCAAACAAGAUGCCUUUUCUAUGUCUCUACAAGUCUAUGCCUUUAUAAAUCUAUAAUAUAUGAACAGAGAAAAUCUUAUUAAAUGGAUGCAGAAAUC